Messenger RNA from Aspergillus nidulans FGSC A4, 1299 nucleotides. RefSeq names its product indoleamine 2,3-dioxygenase. Gene Ontology annotation, molecular function: metal ion binding; oxidoreductase activity, acting on single donors with incorporation of molecular oxygen, incorporation of two atoms of oxygen; heme binding. The record is from RefSeq and is a predicted model, not a curated record. The transcript is spliced from 3 exons. The coding region runs from base 1 to 1299 and encodes 432 amino acids. Gene Ontology annotation, biological process: L-tryptophan catabolic process. NCBI's taxonomy places the organism in Eukaryota, Fungi, Ascomycota, Eurotiomycetes, Eurotiales, Aspergillaceae.
AUGCUUUCCUCACCAGAUUUCUCACUUGAAGAGUACGAGUUCUCGGCCCAAACUGGCUUUCUUCCUGAGACUCCUCCUCUGCGGUGCUUGCCAGACCAUUAUUACGCUCCCUGGGAGACCGUUGCCCAAGAUUUGGCUGCUAGUAUUGAAAACGGUACUAUUCGCCAGGCUGUCGAGAGUCUGCCGUUGCUCAAUACCACGAAACUGCGCACCAAGCCAGAAUGGAGGAGAGCCUAUGUGGUCCUUUCCUAUCUUACACAUGCCUAUGUUUGGGGUGGUGAAAUCCCCAAGGAGGUUCUGCCUCCUGCUAUCUCAGUGCCAUACCUGGAAGUUUCACGAUACCUAGAGCUGCCUCCUGUAGCAACAUAUGCAGCCCUUAAUCUCUGGAACUGGUCAACUUCAUCACCCAACGAUGACCUCACCUGUGCCGACAAUCUCUCCGUCACAUUGUCAUAUACUGGAACGAAAGACGAGGAGUGGUUCUUCAUGGUCUCUGUCGCCCUGGAAGCGAGAGGAGCCCGGGUCAUCGAAAUGAUGCUAAACACCAUCCAAGCCGUGACUGUGGGCGACGACCAGAGAAUAGUCGCAUACCUCAACCAGAUUACUGAAGGAUUUAAUGAGCUGGCUCGAAUUCUGGAACGAAUGUACGAGAAGAACCGCCCUGCCGUUUUCUUUCACUUACUCCGUCCGUACCUCGCUGGAAGCAAGAAUAUGGCAUCUGCUGGUCUUCCAAACGGACUGUUCUUUGACCAAGGAAACGGUAAGGGUGAAUGGCUCCAAUACAGUGGCGGGAGUAACGCUCAAAGCUCCCUUAUCCAAACUUUUGACAUUUUUUUGGGCGUCGAGCACACAGCCAUGGGAGGUCCCACUAAGACUGAGCUUCCAAAGGCAAAAUUGGGAAAGACUCCAUACAUCCAGGAAAUGCGAAACUACAUGCCCGGACCCCACCGACGCUUCCUUGAAAUGCUCACUCGAAACGCCAAUCUCCGUCCGUAUGCGAUGAGCUGCAAGCUCGGCUCACCUGUGAGAGAUGCUUACAACACCGCCGUCAUGGCUCUCGGCUCGUUCCGCGACAAGCACGUACAGAUCGUAACGAGGUACAUUAUAUUGGCCUCCAAGCUCCCUCCUCCAGCGAACACACCUGUGCGGAUAAACCUGGCUUCGACAACGCAAACCCAGAUGAAGGACUCGACUGAGAAGGUUUCCACAGGCUUCAGCGGCACAGGUGGAACUGAUUUGAUACCCUUUCUGAGGCAAACUCGUGAUGACACUAAGGCUACGGCGUACUAUGCGGAUUGA